This is a messenger RNA of Loa loa (African eye worm), 2181 nucleotides long. RefSeq names its product CBR-CTBP-1 protein. NCBI's taxonomy places the organism in Eukaryota, Metazoa, Nematoda, Chromadorea, Rhabditida, Onchocercidae. The record is from RefSeq and is a predicted model, not a curated record. Gene Ontology annotation, molecular function: NAD binding; oxidoreductase activity, acting on the CH-OH group of donors, NAD or NADP as acceptor; transcription corepressor activity. The transcript is spliced from 13 exons. The coding region runs from base 1 to 2181 and encodes 726 amino acids.
AUGAUGUUCGAGCCAUUCGUGACUUCGAUGUCGUCCGCAGACAUAGCUGUAGCACUGCCGCUACGCAUUUGUUCAGCACAUUUCGAAGGGGGAGAGAAAAAGGAAGGUGAUAUUCCUGUGCCGGAUCCACAGUUGGACGCACCGAUCUCGAUUGAGCUCCCGCCAAAAGAAACAAAAAGCAGCGAUCGACGACGAGCUCUUCAGCAGCCGAGGUCAUCAGCUCGUUCUACACCCUGCUCUAAUAGCUCCGCUGCAAGCACCUCCGUGAAACGAGGUCGUUCAUUGGCGGUCACCGCUGAUUAUUUGGCUAGCUGGAAGAAUCGCUCUGUUACUGACGAUUCAAACCCUCCGUGCAGCUCACUUCGCUUUCCAUCAUCCUCCAACAAUAAUAACGCUGCUGCUACUACAACUGCUGCCGCUGCUGCUGCUGCUGCUGCUGCUGCUGCCGCCGCAUCGGCCGAAUCUUCAGCUGACCUCAGACACAAUCAUUUCGUCGCAAAUAUACUAACCAUGAGUGGUCGUAUGUCGAAUGGUGCCACGGGACGCCCACUCGUUGCACUUCUCGACGGUCGGGAUUGUACUGUUGAAAUGCCAAUUUUGAAGGAUGUUGCAACAGUAGCAUUCUGUGACGCGCAAUCUACUCAUGAAAUUCAUGAAAAGGUGCUUAAUGAAGCGGUUGCUGCACUGAUGUGGCACUCAAUAACACUUGAACGCGAAGAUUUAGAAAAAUUUAAAGCACUGCGGGUAGUUGUACGGAUCGGAACAGGUACUGAUAAUAUUGACGUGAAGGCGGCAACAGAUCUCGGGAUUGCUGUAUGUAACACACCCGGUGACUGUGUUGAAGAAGUAGCCGAUACAACAAUAUCGUUAAUUUUAAAUAUGUAUAGGAAGACGUUUUGGUUGGCAAAAGCAGUUUCCGAAGGGAAAAAGGUCAGCGGUGUAGAGCAGGUACGUGAAUUGGCUAGUGGCAGUACACGAAUUCGCGAUGAUACUUUGGGUAUUAUUGGCCUUGGUCGUGUAGGUACAGCGGUGGCGAUGCGUGCUAAAGCAUUUGGAUUCAAAAUUUGCUUUUUCGAUCCACAUUUACCAGAAGGCGUCGAUAGGUCUUUGGGUAUCGAACGCUGUUACAAUCUCGAUGAUAUUUUAUUCAAAUCCGAUUGUAUAACACUACAUUGCCCACUAACCGAUGAAACAAGGCAUAUGAUCAAUGAUAUGACAAUCAAACAAAUGCGGCCGGGUGCGUUUGUUGUAAACACUUCGAGAGGUGGUCUUAUUCAGGAAAGUGCACUGGGUGAAUCUCUUAAAUCGGGGCACAUUAGAGCUGCAGCGCUUGAUGUCCAUGAACAUGAACCCUUCGAUCCUCUCGCCAUGGGACCUUUAUCGACUGUACCAAAUAUCAUCCACACUCCGCAUUGCUCAUGGUAUUCGGAUGCUUCAUGCAAGGAAUUACGUUUAUCGGCAGCACGAGAAGUUCGACGAGCUAUCGUUGGUAGAUGUCCUCAUGAUCUCAGCAACUGUGUCAACAAGGAAGCUCUUCUUGCUGGACAUAUUCGAAGGCCAACAUCAUCUACGUCCUUAACGCCGAAUGUAUCCAGCUCGUUUAAUCCUUUAAUGCCGUCAUUUGGAACGUCUAUCGCUGAUGGUUUUAAUGGUUUACCAGUUGGCGGCAGUUUACCAUCAUUUCCUUAUUCGAAUCCUUUGUUAGCAAUGGGCAACCCACUAUUAAAUCCAUUGAUGAUGAAUCCGAGUACGGCUGCACUAGCUAGUUUUGCAAAUGCUGCAGCAAGUUCACCACACAGUGGUCCUGCUGCUGCUCUUUCAACACUGGCUGCUGCUUCAUCUGCAAUGACAACCAGUGCUGCAUCGGUUGCAAGACAGUCACCUGCGGUACAGGUGUCCCACUCACCAAAAGCAAGCAAUAACAGUCGUACUACAGUUUCACCAGCUGUAAGACCAACAUCCUCACCCGAUGGUCCAGCUGAAGUAAAGGAUGGUACUCCACCUGCACAACAAGCUAGUUCGCAGCCCCAUUUAACUUCCACCUUAUCAUCAGCGGCAUCACCUUGCAGAAGUCCAGGGGCCUCUAAUUUACCUAAGGUGCCGACUAUAUCGGUUGACUCAUUGGCUUCAGUUGUUCCGGACGAAUCUGCUACCACUCCAGUCAAACUUGAUGCGGAAUAA